AAAAUGAGGAAGGGGGAUUGAGCAACCAGUCGGAGGAAAGAAUGCCAGUAAAUCCUGUCUGCAUGGUAACGGCGGAGAUGCAGAGGAGACGGGAGAGGAGAGCUGAGGAGAGCCCUGGACCCGGACUGCGACGUGCUCCGGGAUGCCUUAGACGUCCCGGCCCCUCCGGUCUCAGAUGAGAGGCAACGCCCGUUCCCAGGGCUCUGGGGUUCAGAGGCCCAGCGGGCUGGCAUGGGCGACGGCACCCACGGAGGAGCAGCCCGACCUUCCUCUCGGUCUUGAGGGGAGAGAAGAAAUGAAAGUCAGGGGCGGCGUGCUCCUUCCCGCUAGGAAGAUGCCCUCGGCGGCCCGCUCCCAGAGAGGAGGCCUCGUCUCCACCACCUUUCUGCUGACCUUCCUGUCCUCCUGCCUGGCGGUGGGGUCUCUCUACCAAGUCUUCACGCUGCAGGCCGAACUGGCCAGCCUCCGGGGCGAGCUGCGGGCCUACCGAGCCCGGGGCGAGCGGCCUCAGCCCCCGCAGAAGGGGAAGGGAGGCCCUCCCCCGCCCGCUCUGAGGGGGGCUGCUCCAGCCGGCGCCGGCAGACCCCAACACCUCUGGAGGCUCCCCGAAUCGGAAGAGAGCCACCCCAGUCCGAGCCAGAGAGAGAACCGUGUUAAGAGGGGUGCCCAGGACCCAGAGGAAACCGUGAUUCAACCUUGCUUGCAACUGAUUGCCGAUAGCAAAAGCCCCACCCUUCACAAAGGGGAUUCAACCUUUGUUCCCUGGCUUCUCAGCUUUAAAAGAGGAACAGCUCUGGAAGAAAAAGAAAAUAAAAUACUGGUCAAAGAAACUGGUUACUUUUUUAUAUAUGGCCAGGUUUUAUAUACAGACACCACCUUUGCUAUGGGGCAUCUAAUACAGAGGAAAAAGGCCCACGUUUUUGGUGACGAUCUGAGUUUGGUGACGUUGUUCCGCUGUAUUCAAAACAUGCCUGAAAUUCUCCCCAACAAUUCCUGUUAUACUGCGGGCAUUGCAAAGCUAGAAGAAGGAGAUGAGCUUCAACUUACAAUCCCACGAAAUAGUGCCAAAAUAUCGUUGGAUGGAGAUGGCACCUUUUUUGGGGCAGUGAGAUUGCUGUGACAUAAUUCUGCACUAUUUUUGCAGCAGUUUUCUCCUUAUUUCCUACCACCAAAAAAACCACAAUCUUGGAAAUAUAGAAAAUCCGUCACAUUAGCCGUUUGUUUCUGUGCCUUUGAACGCAGACCAAAACAGGAAACACAACAGACAGUUCCAGCUAACGGUUGUCACGUGAAUUAUGAGAAAUACAAUUCAUUUAAAGAGAAGAGAUCUAAAUUCUUGUUACUAUAGUGACAGGAGCAGUCACAAAACUUAAAGGGACAAUUUCCGUUGACAAAACAUGCCCUAUGCUGUGCAAAAACAGACUGAUGGCAGGUCUCUUAAAGGAGCAGAUGUUUAGGUUAAAUUGUCCACGUUUUGGCCACCUGAAUGAUGGGGAUAAGUCAGCCGAUUGCAUUUAUUGGGCGCCUACUGUGUGCAGAGCACUGUAGUAGGUGCUUGGGAGAGUAUAACAUAACAAUAUUACAGACACAUUAGCUCUCCACAACGAGCUUACAGUCUAGGAAAGAGUUCCAGGACUAGAAGGCCAUCGCAUUUUAGCUAACAAAAAUGAAUUUUUAAAAAUGCUGACAUUUAAAAAUAUUUAACCCAAACCACUA
Messenger RNA from Tachyglossus aculeatus (Australian echidna), 1716 nucleotides. It is a transcript of the gene TNFSF13B, whose product is annotated as TNF superfamily member 13b. Gene Ontology annotation, molecular function: receptor ligand activity; tumor necrosis factor receptor binding. The transcript has 6 exons. The record is from RefSeq and is a predicted model, not a curated record. Gene Ontology annotation, biological process: immune response. Gene Ontology annotation, cellular component: membrane. NCBI's taxonomy places the organism in Eukaryota, Metazoa, Chordata, Mammalia, Monotremata, Tachyglossidae. Bases 176 to 1120 code for a protein of 314 amino acids.